UCAGUCAGUCAGAUGGAAGGCCAGUCACAGAUGAGCUCAUUGGGAGUGGCAAUUAUAUAUAUUAGGUUCAACCGUCUAGUUAGAAGCAGUAGCCUUUGAGGUGUGUUUUUUAAGUCUAGUGGGACUUAGGUAGCAGCCUGCAGGGUUUACAUUUGGGCACAAACGUACAAAAUGGCUUCAAACAUUGUCAGUCAAUUUCUCAUGCAAGCCACAUACGCUUCUCAGAGUCCUUCCUCUGGUGGACCAACCAUUACACCCUUUCCCAACUUUGAUCCCUGUGUGGAUGCUGCUGCAUUAAACACUGCACUCGAGGCAAAAGGUGUGGAUGAAGAUACCAUCAUUACUAUUUUGACGACCAGGACUAAUUGUCAGCGGCAACAAAUAGCAGCAGCUUAUCAACAGAGUGUUGGAAAGGAACUCAAAGAUGUUGUGAAGAGAAAAUUGUCUAAGAAGCUGGAGACAGUGGCCCUUGAGUUGCUGAAAACUCCGGCUCAGUUUGAUGCGCAUCAGUUGCGCGGUGCCUUGAAGGGUAUUGGUACUGACGAAGACUGCCUUGUGGAAAUACUAGUAUCUAGGCGCAACAAGGAAAUCAAAGACUUUAUUGAAGCCUACAAAGAAGAAUUCAACAGGAGUCUGGCAGAAGAUAUCAAAAAUGAUACAUCUGGAGAUUUUCAGAAAUCUUUACUUGUGCUACUUGAGGCAUCCAGAGAUGAAGGCAGUGAGGUGGAUUAUGAUCUUUCGGAUGAUGAUGCAAGGGUUUUGUAUGAAGCUGGUGAAAAAAGGAAAGGGACAGAUGUAACUGCAUUCAUGAAAGUUCUCUCGAGCAGGAACUUUGCACAUCUAAAAAAAGUGUUUGAGAGAUACACAAAGUACAGUAAACAUGAGGUGGGCAAAGCCUUGGACCUUGAGCUAAACGGAGACAUAGAAAAUCUACUACUGUCUUUGGUAAAAUGCAUUGGCAGCAAACCAGCCUACUUUGCUGAGAAGUUGGAUCUGUCCAUGAAGGGUUGUGGCACGAAGGAUGCUGCUUUGAUCAGAGUUAUGGUUUCCCGCUCCGAAGUGGAUUUGAAGGAUAUUGAAGCAGAAUACAAAGCUAAAUAUGGCGUGUCUCUUUACAGUGCCAUUCUGAAAGAAACCAAAGGUGACUAUGAGAAAAUUCUGCUUGGUCUCUGUGGAACCAAGAAGUAAUGUAUGCUGAACAGGGCUUCAGCUCUUUUGGAGAAAUUAAAGACAAUGCAAUGAUAUAGCUGAUUUGUAAAAUCAUAACUGUAUAUUAUUUGUACUUGGUGCAAAUAAAAGUUGGAUCACUUCAA
This is a messenger RNA of Leucoraja erinaceus (little skate), 1313 nucleotides long. RefSeq names its product annexin A1a (gene anxa1a). The transcript is spliced from 13 exons. Lineage: Eukaryota; Metazoa; Chordata; Chondrichthyes; Rajiformes; Rajidae. Bases 172 to 1188 code for a protein of 338 amino acids. Gene Ontology annotation, cellular component: plasma membrane; cytoplasm. The record is from RefSeq and is a predicted model, not a curated record. Gene Ontology annotation, molecular function: phospholipase A2 inhibitor activity; calcium ion binding; calcium-dependent phospholipid binding. Gene Ontology annotation, biological process: regulation of cell shape; response to estradiol; cellular response to hydrogen peroxide.